AUGAUAUUUGUUAUAUUGAUUGCUCUUCUGCAAGUAAGUGAUGUUUUAAGCGGAAUAAAUCCUGAUUGGACAAGAUGUAAGUGUCGAUGGGACAACUGGCAAGCAUGGUCAUCUUGUAGCCAAACUUGCGGUGGGGGAUAUAAAUAUCGGAGCAGAAAGGUUUACUUGCUAACAUCAUGUCCCUUUAAGUUUGAAACUUGUGCUACAUCCGACAUGGGUAGUGAUCAUGGUUCUUGCAAUCAAAUUUGUUAUAAUGGAGGUACCUACAAAGGGCUUGGAUGUUCUUGUAGAGACGGAUGGUAUGGGCAGUGUUGUUCGCAGGAAGUAACCUGUGGAAACCCUGGUUCCAUAGCCAAUGGUGCUGUAGUAGGAUCAGAGUAUACAUACAUGAAGACAGUAAAUUAUGUCUGUAACACUUAUUACAAUCUUACUGGAGGAUCCGCAUCUAGAACUUGUUUACUGUCUUCGUUAUGGAGCGGAAUCAAGCCAAGAUGUGCUUUUAUAAACUCUUGUGCUAGUAAUCCUUGUUUGAAUGGCGGUACUUGCAAAAAUGGAUUGGAUAGAUACGAUUGUUUUUGUACACCCAGCUUCUCCGGACUUAACUGCGAGAAUGAUAUUCAAGCACCUGUUGUACGGGGUUGCCCCGGCAACAUAACUUCUUACUCUAAAAAUCACAAUAUAUUUGUGAAUUGGACAGCGCCAGUUUUUUCCGAUCCAGUAGGAAGAGAUAUAAGAGUAACAACUAAUUAUCCAGAAAACAACUGGAAUUUCCCAUGGGGUGAUUUUAUGGUACAAUAUACCGCACUGAAACCUUCCAAUGGCCUUCAAACAGACUGCAAUUUCAGCAUAAAGACGAGACCCCAUCCAUGCCCUGAUCUGGUUGCACCAGCUAAUGGUGCCUUAGUUUGUAAUUCUUGGAAACAUGAUUAUGGUCGUUUUUGUCUUUUAAUCUGUGGAGAAAAUCACCGUCUGGAAUUAGGACAUGAUCAAAAUCAGUGGUAUGUUUGUGGAGCCAGUGGUAGAUGGACACCAAGCCAAGAAGUUCCAAACUGUACAGAUCUACUUCCUGGAAUACCUCAUCAUAGAGUGAAUAACUUCCGCUUUGUUUCCUGUGAAGAUGAACAGGAAAAAAGAAAGAUACAAAGCAUGUUUAUAACAAAGCUAAAAGGUUCAAAUUAUGAGUACUUUUGUGCGAAAUUUGCGGAGGAAUGCAAAGAAAGUAACGUCGACAUUAAAUGUGGGCUUACGUGA
Saccostrea echinata is the source of this 1251-nucleotide messenger RNA. Its product is annotated as sushi, nidogen and EGF-like domain-containing protein 1. Lineage: Eukaryota; Metazoa; Mollusca; Bivalvia; Ostreida; Ostreidae. Gene Ontology annotation, molecular function: Notch binding; calcium ion binding. The record is from RefSeq and is a predicted model, not a curated record. The transcript is spliced from 6 exons. Bases 1 to 1251 code for a protein of 416 amino acids.